AUGUCGUCUCCAGUGAGCGCCAACAAGGUCGCUGCCAGGCGGCUGCAUGCUACAGCACAGCACUUGAAGCCUGUGGGUGUUGCUGCUGCGGAGAACUACCCGACCAGCCACGAGCAGAUCAAGUCGCCUGAGGACACGCCGAACUUCCUGGACAACAAGUUCGUCGCCUCCAAAGCGACCAAAUGGAUUGACCUGCACGACCCUGCCACCAACAACCUGGUGACCAGAGUCCCCCAGAGCACCGAUGAGGAGCUCAAGGCCGCGGUCGACAGCGCCGAGAAGGCGUUCCCGGCGUGGAAGGCGACCAGCUUGCUGCACAGGCAGCAGAUCAUGUUCAAGUACACACAUCUUAUUCGUGAGAACUGGGACAGACUGGCUGCCAGCAUCACGCUCGAGCAGGGCAAGACCUUUGCUGAUGCGCGUGGCGACGUUCUCCGUGGUCUGCAGGUCGCAGAGACAUCCUGCGGCAUCACCACUCAGAUGACCGGCGAGGUUCUCGAGGUGGCCAAGGACAUGGAGACUCGCAGCUACAGGGAGCCCUUGGGUGUUGUAGCUGCUAUCUGCCCCUUCAACUUCCCUGCCAUGAUUCCUCUCUGGACGAUCCCCAUCGCCGCCGUCACUGGCAACACUGUCGUUAUCAAGCCCUCGGAGCGCGACCCCGGUGCGUGCAUGAUUCUCGCAGAGCUAGCCGAGAAGGCCGGCUUCCCUGCCGGUGUGAUCAACAUCAUCCACGGCUCAGCUAAGACGGUUGACUUCAUCCUCGACGAGCCCCGCAUCAAGGCCAUCAGCUUUGUCGGCAGCAACAAGGCUGGAGAGUACAUCUACUCGCGCGCCUCUGCCAACGGCAAGCGCGUCCAGGCCAACCUGGGUGCUAAGAACCACGCCGCUGUCCUUCCCGACUGCAACAAGAACCACGCUCUGAACGCCAUUGCCGGUGCUGCCUUCGGUGCUGCUGGACAGCGAUGCAUGGCCCUCAGCACUCUUGUCCUGGUCGGCGAGACCAAGGACUGGGUGCCCGAGAUCGCUGAGCGUGCAAAGGCGCUCAAGAUGGACGGUGGCUUCGAGCCGGAUACCGACCUUGGCCCUGUCAUCAGCCCCGAGUCCAAGAAGCGCAUCGAAGACUUGAUCGCCAGCGCUGAGGAGGAGGGCGCCACCAUCCUGCUCGACGGCCGUGGCCAGAAGCCUGCGUCUGGCAAGUACGCCAACGGCAACUGGGUCGGUGCUACGAUCAUUGCCAACGUCAAGCCCCACAUGAAGUGCUACACCGAGGAGAUCUUUGGCCCGGUGCUGGUCUGCUUGAACGUCGAUACUAUCGACGAGGCCAUCGACAUGAUCAACAAGAACGAGUACGGCAACGGCACAGCCAUCUUCACGCGCUCCGGCGCUACCGCUGGCAAGUUCCAGCGCGAGAUCGAGGCCGGCCAGGUUGGUAUCAACGUGCCGAUCCCCGUGCCUUUGCCCAUGUUCUCCUUCACCGGCAACAAGAAGUCGAUUGCUGGCGGCGGCGCCAACACGUUCUACGGCAAGCCCGGUCUGCAGUUCUACACGCAGCAGAAGACGGUGACAAGUCUGUGGAGGAGCGAGGACGCGAUCGCGACCAAGGCGGACGUUGCCAUGCCGACACACUCGUAG
Messenger RNA from Boeremia exigua, 1632 nucleotides. Its product is annotated as Aldehyde/histidinol dehydrogenase. The coding region runs from base 1 to 1632 and encodes 543 amino acids. Gene Ontology annotation, biological process: thymine catabolic process; L-valine catabolic process. Gene Ontology annotation, cellular component: mitochondrion. The transcript has 3 exons. Lineage: Eukaryota; Fungi; Ascomycota; Dothideomycetes; Pleosporales; Didymellaceae. The record is from RefSeq and is a predicted model, not a curated record. Gene Ontology annotation, molecular function: methylmalonate-semialdehyde dehydrogenase (acylating, NAD+) activity; malonate-semialdehyde dehydrogenase (acetylating, [NAD(P)+]) activity.